This is a messenger RNA of Babesia ovata, 1236 nucleotides long. RefSeq names its product splicing factor U2AF family auxilary factor large RRM domain-containing protein. NCBI's taxonomy places the organism in Eukaryota, Apicomplexa, Aconoidasida, Piroplasmida, Babesiidae. Gene Ontology annotation, cellular component: U2-type prespliceosome; nuclear speck; commitment complex. The transcript has a single exon. Gene Ontology annotation, molecular function: poly-pyrimidine tract binding; pre-mRNA 3'-splice site binding. Bases 1 to 1236 code for a protein of 411 amino acids. The record is from RefSeq and is a predicted model, not a curated record.
AUGCACGGCGAAGGGUACGACGCCGAUCCGCCGCGACGGUACGCUGCAGACGGCAGAAGGGAAUCCGACUCGCGGCACGACUACGGUCGGGAUUCUUAUCGCCAUGAGGGCAGGCGUGACCGCCGCUCCAGGUACAGUAGGAGAAGCAGGUCGAGGAGCAGAGACAGGAGAAGCCCGUCGCCGAGGAGCUCACACCGCGGUAGGUCGAGGUACUCGCGCGGCAGGGAUGAUAGGCCGCGGCGGUACGAUCGCCAAGAGCCGGAAGGCAAGGAUUUACGUGAGGAAAAGCGUGAGGAAGACGCUGACGCAGUGGCGCUGAACCCAAACCUGUCGCCGAGCCAUGCCAGGUCCAGGGCAGCGGAGCGCCGCAGGAGGAAGGCGCAGGCGGAUUGCAUUAGGCGUGCUGGAGGUUUCCAAAAGCUCGCAGACCAAGAAGGUCAUGAAACCGUGCGACUCUUCUGGGACGGGUUCCAGUGGGUGGCAAAGACCGGGCAGGCCGCGCUCAUGAUGAACACCGACUCGGCGUACAUGAACUCCACCAGGAAGUUGAGGAGAUUGUACUUCGGUAAUUUGCCGUUGGCCGCAGGACUUACUGAAAACGCGUUCCAAAACAUCGUGUGGAAUGAAAUGAGGACGCGUAACUUCUGUAACGACCCCAAUGUGUCACCAGUGCUCUAUGUCUGGUUCGCCAAGGACAAGGGCAACUACGGUUUUGUUGAGUUCGCGACGGUCGAGGAGACUGAGAGGGCACUGACCAUGGACGGAAUGAACUGUAUGGGUGCACAAUUGCGUGUCUCGAGGCCAAACGACUACUCAACGUCGGGCGCCAAGCAGCCCAUACCUGGUAUGCAGCUGCAGAACAUUCUACCUCUGGACGCCUUCAAGGGCAGCUGCCUCAAGGUGGCGCAGAUAGUGCUGCCGGAAAGCGUGCAGAAGGAAGUCGAGUAUCUGGACGUACUCACAGACGUCAUAGAGGCAUUCGAAAAGCACGGCAAAAUCAAAACGUGCGCUAUAGUCACACCCAGGCACAAGGACAUCGCCCCCAAUCUCAAGCCGGGAGACGUCAUUGUGGAGUUCGUGGACCGCGAAUCGCUGCUUGCCUGCGUACAAAACAUGCAACAUCGCAAAUACGAGAAAAGGCAAAUACAAUUUGUGCCAAUGGAUGACGAGGACUACAAGCACGUGGCAGAGCCACUCAUCCUAGAUCUGGAGGCGCUGGAACGUGAGGCAGAGUGA